ACCCAUGGGGGCAGUUCUACCCUUUUCCUACAGGGUCAUCAUGAGUCAAAAGGAGCUACUUGGGAAGUCAGUGGGUUACCACAAGUCAGGAACACCAAGCAAUGAGGAUGCAAGUCAUUGGUCCACAGCAACACCUCUCCCCAGCCAGCAGCCAAGUCUCUGUGAUCCUCCACCUCUCAGCUAUGUGGUACAUUAGCCUUUGCCUCCAGGGGCCAGGAUACCAGCCUGCCUGCCACACUGUUCUCACAGUUCCACAGCCUCAGGCUAGAUGAAGAUAGUGCAUAGUUUCAAUGCUGCUCCUCUUAGCCUUAUUGUCACAAUCUCUGGUGCAUCUGGUCUCUGUGGCUACUGCCCUCUGCCGCCACUUCAGAGAGAGAUCUUGGACUCACUCUUCUGAAUGGCCCUGCAGUUUUUCUGUGUCCCAGAUGGCUCUUAUUUACUGAGGGAUGGCUCUCGUGGUUUGUCUUUUAGCUGACUGUACCUCCAAGGAAAAGGAAAGAUGGUGCCUUAAAGAUGCCCCCCCAGAAACAAGGGGUGUGACUUGAUCCAUACCCUGAACUAAGAACAGGGUUAGCCCCACCUUAAUCCUGUCACAGGGAACACCUUCCAAAAUGAGAUCUAGCCUAAGGCAGAGAAUCCAGAAUUAUAAUACAUCACAUAAGGAAUUAUGGUCAGAAGGGCCAUAAUCAUUGACUGUAUCUCAACACGUAAGGGCCAAGUUUGUAAAUAGUUUAUUACUUAACACAGUUUUUGAAAAUGUAGAAUCAUUAAUUAAUUUAACAAUUACUAUAACUUGAAUAUAUUCUAAACUAUGUGAUUGGUUCACCCAUAAAUAUGGGUCUCUUUAACUUCCCUAAUAAAACCCCUUAAUGCUGAGCUUUGUCUGUGAGUUCCAGGUGACGACCCUCCUGCUAUCUGGAAGUUCCUAUGAAGCUUUUGUAAGCCAAUAUACAAUUAAGUAAAGAGUUGGCCUUAGCAGGUUUAUAUGAAGAUGAAAUCAAAGGCAAAUCAUCCAAGAAUGAUAGACCUAAAGCUCCAGUCUUUAGAAGCCCACGAACACCUCCUCAAAUGUUCUAUCCAAAUGAACACGAAUACAGUGGAUUACAUAUAGUUCGACCCUCAACUGGGAAAAUUGUGAGUGAACUUUUUAAAGAGGCAAAGGAACACGGAGCAGUCCCUCUGAAAGAAGCCACGCGAGCUUUAGGGGAUGAAAAAUCUAAGUCUUUUGCAGGUGGAGGAUACAGAUUGGGUGAUUCCUUUUGUAAGCGGUCUGAAUAUAUCGAUGGAGAAAGUCAGCUGCAAGAUGUUCAGAUUUUGCUUAAACUGUGGAGCAAUGGUUUCAGUUUGGAUGAUGGAGAAUUGAGACCUUACAAUGACCCAACAAAUGCUCAAUUUCUGGAGUCUGUUAAGAGAGGAGAAAUUCCCCUGGAGCUUCAGCGACUGGCUCAUGGCAGCCAAGUAAGUUUGGAUAUGGAGGAUCACCAAGAUCAAGAAUACAUAAAACCAAGAUUGAGGUUCAAAGCUUUUAGUGGAGAAGGUCAAAAACUUGGAAGCCUUACACCAGAAAUAAUUAGUACACCUUCCUCGCCGGAAGAGGAGGAUAAGUCAAUAUUAAAUGCAGUGGUUCUCACUGAUGAUUCCAUGCCAACCACAAAAAUCCAAGUCAGGCUAGCAGAUGGGAGUCGUUUGAUACAAAGAUUCAAUAAUACCCACAGGAUCCUGGAUGUCCGAGACUUUAUUAUACAGUCCCGACCUGAAUUUGCAACUCUUGAUUUUAUUCUUGUGACAUCUUUUCCAAACAAAGAGCUAACAGAUGAAAGCCUGACCCUCCAAGAAGCAAAUGUUCUUAACACUGUGAUUCUCCAGCAACUAAAAUAAUUUUGUUUCUGUCCAUGCAGCAGAAUGUAAGGAAGAAUAAUGUGCCAUAUUAGUAAGAAACAUUCCCAGCAUAAAAAGAACUGAAUUAUGUAUUUACUCUUACAGGUAACUUUUAGUUUGUCCGUAUUGUCUUCCCGCUUUAGUGUGGAUGAGUUCAGAGUAGGUGUAGGUCUUCAUAUAAGAAGGGUUGGGUUUUCUGUUAAGGGACUUCCUAAUGCCAAUAACUUCUAAAUAUCCAUAUAAACUAAUUUGGUACAUGUUCACUCUUAAUGUAACAAUAUUUGUAGAGAAACAAAAAUUCCCUUUUGAUAAAUACAUUUGAUAAAAUUUACACUAAAGUUUCUUGAUGCUGCAUUGA
Echinops telfairi (small Madagascar hedgehog) is the source of this 2236-nucleotide messenger RNA. RefSeq names its product UBX domain protein 2B (gene UBXN2B). The record is from RefSeq and is a predicted model, not a curated record. The transcript is spliced from 8 exons. Gene Ontology annotation, molecular function: ubiquitin binding. Lineage: Eukaryota; Metazoa; Chordata; Mammalia; Afrosoricida; Tenrecidae. Gene Ontology annotation, cellular component: nucleus; cytosol. The coding region runs from base 1069 to 1878 and encodes 269 amino acids. Gene Ontology annotation, biological process: autophagosome assembly; membrane fusion; nuclear membrane reassembly.